UUCGAUGCUUGGAGAACUAUUUUUUGCGGUAUUAUUUUGCGGGCGUUUUUUUGUCGCGGGCUUCGAGUUGCACUUUAUCGCUACCUGAAUUUAUGAUUCGAAAAAAAUAUACAAAAUACAAACAUUCGGCAAGUCUGUAAUGUAAUGUGUAAUGGGUGUGAACCCCGGUUGUGCCCUUCUCUGUGUGAGCGUGCCUGGCGUGCCGCCAGUGCCGCUGCACUGACUGAGCGUCUCGGUGGUCUCGGUGCUUUGGAAGACGGAUUCCACCAACAGCCAUGCGAGAAGACCGGCAGUCUCCGAAACCAUCAAGCUUAUUGCCGUUUCUACGACCAUGUAGGUAAGGCAGGCCGAACGAUGCCAGGACCAAACUACAAGCGUACAAAUACUCAACCAUCGAGUCCACACUAGUUUUGUCCUGACAAGAACCGCGAUGUACUACACUAGGCAGUGGUGCCUGCUGUGGCUGGUCACUGUAACCUACGUGAUCGGACUCUUCCUGUUUUGGAACGGGUUCUUCUGCGUCACAAAAAGACCCUUGGGACACUCUGCCCCCGAAGAUAUACAAUAUCCGGACACAGUGUGCGGCGUGUCGAUGCCACCUGACGGCCCGCCUCCGAUCUCGAAGCGAACGCCUCUAAAACUCGUUUUCGUGCUCAUCGACGCUUUGCGCUUCGACUUCGUCGCCGACCGAUCGCGUUCGCUCAGUUUCCUCGGUUCUAUGCUUCGUGAUCGCAAGGCUCUACUCUACCGCAGCCGAGCGUAUUCCCCGACCGUAACUUUGCCGCGGAUCAAGACGCUGCUGACGGGAACAGUACCGGGGUUCGGCGACGUGCUCCUCAACUUCAAUGCUGACGUGCUGCGCGAUGACAAUCUGGUGCACCAGGCGCGAGCGUCGGGUAAGAAGACGGUCUUUUACGGGGACGACACCUGGCUGAGGAUCCUGCCGGGUUGCUUCGACAGGUACGAAGGCACGACGUCCUUUUUCGUCUCCGACUACACCGAAGUCGACCGAAACGUUUCGCGUCACGUGCCUUCGGAGAUGGAAGCGACCGACUGGGACUGGCUCGUGCUUCAUUACUUGGGACUGGACCACAUCGGACACACGCACGGGCCGUCGUCUUCGCUCGUUGACGACAAACUGGCCGAGAUGGACGGCAUCCUGUCGACGAUGUACGCGUCGCUUCGGCGAAGGGCCAACGACAGCUUCCUCAUUGUGGUCACCGGCGAUCACGGCAUGAACGCCGUCGGCAACCACGGCGGCAGUUCGGAGGGUGAGGUCAUGACGGCGCUCCUCUUCAUACCCACAAAGCCGUGGGACUUCGGCAGCCAAGACGUCAGUACGGUAUCGCAAGUGGACAUCGCUCCCACCCUGAGCUUGCUCACGGGGCUGCCCAUUCCGAAGGGUAGCUACGGUAGAGCGCUGGCGGAUGUGCUGACCGCGGCCAACUUCACAGCCGCUGAACGGCUCUUCCUGCUCCAGUACAACUUGCAGCAGAUGCUGCGCAUCCACCAGUCCGAGUUCGGGAGCGAAACACCUGUUUCAGCCAAGGCAGAGGAAGCCCUCUGUUCUUACGUCAAGCUCGUACGAGAGAAGGCCCUUGUCGGUUCUCACGAGAGCAGGGUGGAAGAGGUAUUUUUAAGCAUCAUGUCGAAUAUCCAGAGUGAAAUUUUGAGUAGCACCACUGCAUUUGAUAUGGGCCUUGUUGUGACCGGCAUAUGCGUAACUUGGCAGGGUGCGUUCACUCUCAUGCUUCUGAUCCUUUCAAUGAACCAAGGCUGUAGCCACCUCGUUCCCAAGUUCAACCUGAAAAUACUGACCUUUGGUGUGAUCUUCUCCUUUCUCCAAAACUCCAUCCUGUGUGCCUUAUCCCCAUCCAGUGAAAGCUGCCAGUCGGGCAUCCGUGUGUGCCUCUUAUCAUUUCUUACCGCCGUAAGCACAGCCUUAACUGGUGCUUUCUAUUUCUGGCCAGUUGGUGGCCUCGAGAUUCCAGAUGUGCCUCGGGCUUUCCUCCUUUCCUGUACCAUUCUCCAUGGCCUCAGCUUUGUGUCUUCCAGUUUUAUAGAAGAAGAGCAUGUCACAUGGUACUUCCUGACCAGUACCAUCAUACUAUUGCUCUGUUGGUACCACUACCAGGAGCAGUCAUCAAUGUAUGGCAGACUGAUGCUAUACAGAAAAGCAUUUUUCGUGCUGAUAAUUCUCAGAGUACUCCGUUCGUGGAACAGUACUGGGGACAGGUGGUCUCAUCUUCCGGACACUGCAGACUGGCUUGCCGACAACAACCACAGACAUGUCCUAGCCUGUCUCAUCCUGGUUGCCAUCAUCUCAAUUAUCCUUACGUCUGUUCGCCAGAAGAGGCCUCUCUGUUCCUUUUUCCUCUACCUCGCUCUGCUUGACAUCUGCCUCUACAAGAUGAAGCUCAUCUACUAUGGUAAUGCAGACGGUGUUGAGAACUUCUACUGGUACCUGCCGCUUCUCCUGGCCCUUGGUGUCUUCCACCAGUUCCGUUCGGGCAAUGACCCCGACCUCCUAGAAGCAGUCAUCAACUCCUGGACCCUUCUGUGCCUCAUCUUGCACACACCACAGAAUGUUCCAAUGUUUGCACUGGUUGUGCUCUUGGAGCGUGCAGUGCAUGACUUCCUCUUUGACCUCCCUCUCCAGAUGCUUCCAAGGGUCAUCCUCUACUUCUGGUUUGCAAUGAGCUGUCACUUCCACCAGGGAAACUCCAACAAGCUAUCCACUGUCAGCGUCUCAGCGGGCUACAUUGGCGUCAGCAGUUACAAUCCUGUAGUGGUUGGCUUGCUGAUGGUCAGCUACACAUACAGCAGUCUUGUCCUCUGGUUGCUGAUGCUCUGGAAACGGUUUGCUGAACCAGAAGAGAAUGGCCUGAAGCGUAGUCGCUCCAGGACCAAGCUGCUUGUGUGUGCCUCUAUCCUCUUCAUGAAGUUUGCCACCACAGCCUGGUACAUGGUCUUGAUGGUUGUGCAAAGGUACCACAUAUUUGUGCUGUCGGUCUUCAGUCCUAAGCUGGUUUACGAGGGUGCCCAUGCAAUAGUGGUGCUAAUGGUCACUUUUCUUGCCGUGACAGCUCUGUGCUAACUUCUAUGCAUUGAUAGUAGGGAGUUUUAGAAGAAUAUUCCAAUACCUCUGAUGAUGAUACGGUGCAAAGACUCCUUAAUUUUUUUGCUCCUGUGCAUUUGGCAUAUGGAGCAUGGACCACCUAUUUAUUCUACAAUGCUGUUUCCACUUGUUGAAGAAUUAGGUUGUUGUGCAAUAUGCAAUUGUGGGCAUUUUUAUGGUUGCAUUUUGACCUCGUGAUGUAGUUGUUUAAAGUAGGAACUCUAUUUUGGUCUGUAGAUAUAACUUAUAUAAGCCUUAUGAUGCUACCAAAAAGCCCCACUUGGUAGCUCAAGCAUUUGUUCACAUAUUUUCAUACCAGAAGAAGAAGACCUGACUGGGCUACGACAGGUACAGCUAAACAUUGCUGUCAUUCAACAUAGGUGUCCUAAUUUGUUGGCAAGACCCAAUUAUUUUGCUGUUAUUAGCACUGUAGACAUCUGUCUAUGCAGCCCUUUCGAAUCUUGAAAACAUAACAAAAAAGCCCAUUCUUACAACAUACUGCGAAAGGUAUUAUACACAGGAUGCCCUGUAGACUGUAUCACAGUUCUUCCAGCAUAUUACCUAAAAGCUAGAUGCACAUGGUACCAUCUCAUAGAAAUCAGAAGCACAACUUUAAACUAAUGGCACGGCAGCAAUACUUGUCAACAGUUCCAAGAGACCAGAUGCGUAGACCUACUUACUAGUCAGCGUUCACUUGCAUUCCAAGUCUUCAAACUAUUCUGUGAUGUAUUCCACAAGAAGGUCCAACACAGUGUAAAAGUAGGAUCUCCUAUGAGCACAACCUCCAACACCGUGUGACUAGAAACCAGGUCCUCUGGACGCAGACAGUUCUAGCUCACAGUGAUCUCCGAGACGUCUAAUAAUGAUUACUCCCCAACGAGGUACCUCAAUAAAAGUUAAUAAACCUUG
Ixodes scapularis (black-legged tick) is the source of this 4027-nucleotide messenger RNA. It is a transcript of the gene PIG-G, whose product is annotated as GPI ethanolamine phosphate transferase 2. Gene Ontology annotation, biological process: GPI anchor biosynthetic process. Gene Ontology annotation, cellular component: endoplasmic reticulum membrane. Lineage: Eukaryota; Metazoa; Arthropoda; Arachnida; Ixodida; Ixodidae. The record is from RefSeq and is a predicted model, not a curated record. Bases 431 to 3097 code for a protein of 888 amino acids. The transcript has a single exon.